Messenger RNA from Lichtheimia ornata, 672 nucleotides. RefSeq lists its product as uncharacterized. Bases 1 to 672 code for a protein of 223 amino acids. The transcript is spliced from 2 exons. The record is from RefSeq and is a predicted model, not a curated record. Lineage: Eukaryota; Fungi; Mucoromycota; Mucoromycetes; Mucorales; Lichtheimiaceae.
AUGUCUGGCAUUACCGACGAGAACAAAACACCCACCACUCUUUCAACACAUAGCCGAGAAUCAACAAAGCACAUUACCAAGACAUCCAGCACGCAGUCCAAAGCAUCCUCCACAGUGCGUAGCCCAUUUCGAGACCGAACGUUGCAAAAUGUGUUUCCAGAAACAGAGAGUGGACGCAAAUCGCCUAAGCAAGCAGAAACGAUCGUGAAAAAGAAGCAACCCACACCUUCACCUUUACACAAGACUACAGCAACAGCAACAACAACAACAACAAAGCCAGCAUCACCAGAGCCGUCACCAUUACAACGGGAUGUGGAUGCGUUAGUCAAGGAGAAACAAGCCAAAGAAAAAGAAUUACAGAGUGCACGAGCACGGACAUCAGCGAUGCGUAAACAAUUGAAGGAGAUGGAAGCAUCAAUACAACGUGCCAAAGCCGAACUCAAGAAAUUACCAGCUAUGAAGGAUGAUGAUGAGGAGGAAAGGAUCAAGAAGCGAUUGGAGGAUCUCAAAGCGGAUAUGGCAGAUAACCGAGAAAUGCUUCAAGAAUUCGAGGACAUCAUUCAACAAGGCGGUACCAAUGAGAAGGAGGAAGAAGAAGCCGAGAUACGUCAUUUGAUGAAUGCUAUACCUGAAAAGCUCCUGUAUAUACAACAAUUGAAGGAAAAACUAUAA